UUCAGAUGAUUACAAUGUUGAGCAUGUAAGAUGAACAGAAUGAUUUGCGUUCUCAGAAAUGCCAGCCGUCAGUCGCAAUGUCUUUUAUGCAAGCACACAAAACGCAGACUCUCAAAUUCGGUUUCGGUUCUAAGUAAAACGUACAAAACAGACGAAUGGACCAACAUAACACCAAGGAUCAUUGCGAAAACUGAAACGAAAUUACUAUCUAACAAAAACCAUCCGUUAAAUAUUGUUAAACAGAGAAUUACUAAGUUUUUUCACCAGAAGUUCGGAGGUUAUGCUGGCAGCAGUAGUCCUUUGUUCUCAACUUACGAAGAUUUUUCACCGGUCGUGUCAAUAGAGCAAAAUUUUGACGUGCUGCUGAUUGCUGAAGACCACGUGGCAAGAUCGAAAUCUGAUAAUUACUACAUCAAUAAGGACUGGGUUCUGCGAGCGCACACUUCGGCUCAUCAGUCAGAACUGAUCAGAGCAGGACUUCCUGCUUUCCUUGUGUUUGGCGAUGUCUACAGACGAGACGAGAUCGACUCCAGUCACUUUCCGGUCUUUCAUCAGUGCGAGGGAGUGAGAUUGUUCACCAAGUACCAGUUGUUUCCGAACUCGGAUCCAAUUUCAAUACAAGUUCAGAUUAACUCUAGUAGUGGAUCGAUGGAUGGCAUGCAUUCGAUUCAGCAGCCGCAACUAUUUACAUCGCAUGAGCGAACAAGCGAGUACCAAGAGACUCUGACAAUGGAGACCUCGAAGAUGCUGGAGUAUGACUUGAAGUCGUGUCUGGAAGACCUGAUGAACUACCUGUUCAGUCGUCGGCUGAACUCCAGGUGGAAUGAGGUCUACUUCCCCUUCACCCACCCCUCCUGGGAGUUGGAGAUAGAACACGAGGGCAAGUGGGUGGAAGUGUUAGGCUGUGGAGUGAUCGAGCAGAAAAUUGUCGCCGAUGCUGGAUGUCCAGAUCGAGUAGGUUGGGCUUUUGGAAUUGGACUGGAACGCAUAGCAAUGCUACUGUACAACAUUCCAGACAUCAGGCUAUUCUGGAGCAAGGAUGAAAGGUUCAUCAAUCAGUUUCAAGUAGCCGAUAAAGGAAUUGAUGAACCUUUCAAGUUCAAGCCAUUUUCGAACUACAUGCCAAUGUAUAACGAUAUCUCGUUUUGGCUCCACAGUUCUGCAAAAUUCCACGAAAAUGAUUUUUACGAUCUCGUCAGAAGCAUAGGCGGCGACCUUGUGGAAAAUGUGAGCUGUUUUGACACGUAUAUUUGCAACAAAACUGGAAGAACAAGCAAGGCAUUCAGGUUGACUUUUCGGCAUUUUGAGAAACAGUUGAUGCAAGAUGACGUAAAUCAAAUUAAGAAGCAAAUUGAAGAGGCUGCUAAAACUGAAUUGAAGGUGACUGUAAGAUAAAAAAUAAAAACAGAUUGAUUGUAAGAUGUUUGAGCUGAAGAUAAAAU
This is a messenger RNA of Symsagittifera roscoffensis, 1442 nucleotides long. Its product is annotated as phenylalanine--tRNA ligase, mitochondrial-like. The record is from RefSeq and is a predicted model, not a curated record. Gene Ontology annotation, biological process: phenylalanyl-tRNA aminoacylation. NCBI's taxonomy places the organism in Eukaryota, Metazoa, Xenacoelomorpha, Acoela, Convolutidae. The coding region runs from base 31 to 1395 and encodes 454 amino acids. Gene Ontology annotation, molecular function: tRNA binding; phenylalanine-tRNA ligase activity; ATP binding. The transcript has 4 exons. Gene Ontology annotation, cellular component: mitochondrion; cytoplasm.